Metarhizium album ARSEF 1941 is the source of this 1599-nucleotide messenger RNA. Its product is annotated as Oxysterol-binding protein. The record is from RefSeq and is a predicted model, not a curated record. The coding region runs from base 1 to 1599 and encodes 532 amino acids. Gene Ontology annotation, molecular function: sterol binding. Gene Ontology annotation, cellular component: intracellular membrane-bounded organelle; membrane; cortical endoplasmic reticulum. The transcript is spliced from 6 exons. Lineage: Eukaryota; Fungi; Ascomycota; Sordariomycetes; Hypocreales; Clavicipitaceae.
AUGUUGUCUAACUGGUUCUCGCAACCCCAAGGUAGCGGCCAUUCCUCCGCCGACGAGACGAGGGUCGGCGAUAAUGACGCAGACACCCAAGUCAUGGAGCCUGACCAGGGCAAUGCCUGUCUCGCCACAGAGUCUUGGCUGUUGGCUAACCGGGCCCAACCUAGUCCUGUCACACAUCAUCUCACAAUUGCGACCCGGCGCCGAUCUGAGUCGAGUCGUCCUGCCUACUUUCAUCCUCGAGCCUCGGAGCAUGCUGGAAAGAAUAACCAAGUGCGUGUUUCUGUCCCCGAGGCGGCCGUCGUGUUUUCUCGGCUCCUGCUUACCAACCUGCGCAGCUUCAUGUGCCAUCCCGAACUGCUUCUUCAAAUACCCGAAACAGAUGAUCCUGUCGAGCGCUUCGUCUCGGUUGUCAAGUUUUACCUCAGUGGAUGGCACAUCAGGCCCCCAGGUGCCAAGAAGCCGCUCAAUCCUAUUCUUGGCGAAAUCUUCACUUGUUAUUGGGAGCUCGGAAACAACAAACGGGCAUACUACAUUUCCGAGCAAACAUCGCACCAUCCUCCGAAGUCGAGCUACUUCUACAUGGCUCCAGACUACCACAUUCGAAUCGACGGCACACUGAAGCCGAGGAGCAGAUUUCUAGGCAACUCUGCUGCUAGCCUCAUGGAGGGCGUCGCAUACUUGAGCUUCUUGAACAGACGGGAGAACAAGGAAAUUGGAGAACAAUACAUCUUGACCCAACCAAACAUGUACGCUCGCGGUAUUUUGUUUGGAAAGAUGAAAUAUGAGCUUGGCGAUCACAGUUUUGUACGGUGUCCCGAACUGGGCCUGACUGCGGACAUCGAGUUCAAGACCAAGGGCUGGGUCAGCGGCACCUACAACGCCAUUGGCGGAGUUAUAAAGAGGGAAAGCACCGGCGAGGUUCUUUACGAGCUGUCUGGACUCUGGAGCCACGAGAUGUUCAUCAAGAAUGUGCAGACCGGGCAUAAAGACAUGUUCUUCAACGCGCUCACAUCCAGGCCAAGCUCACCAAAAGUUCGACCGCUGGCUGAGCAGGAAGACCGAGAAUCACAGAAGCUUUGGGCAUUGACCGCCAAGGCUGUCAAGGAGAGAAAUCACGAAGAAGCCACGGAUGAAAAGACCAAGAUCGAGGACAGACAGCGGGAGGAAGCCGCUGCCAGAGCGCAAGACGGCGUCGAUUGGCACCCGCGUUUGUUCCGACGGGUGAAGCCCGGCGAUGGCGUUGGAGAUGAUCUGGAAUGGAUCAUCCAUACUCAUGUAGAUCCCACGGCGUCCCCCGCAGAGCAGACUAAACAGUUAUUGUCCAUCUACCCCGUGAUCGAUGGGCAAAAGCUGAAUGGCGAUCUCGCUAUUCCGCCUCACAAGGAAGCGAAUGGUCACGCGGAGAAGAAAGGCGCGGCAGGUGAUCUAAUUGAUAUUGACGGCGAUGCCCUGCCGGCGGCACAGUCGACAACAAUCAUCAACGAGUCCAGUGAGAUUGAGAAGCUGUUGAAUGCAACGGGAAAGCCGGCAGGAGGGGCAUUAAUCGAUUUCGCCGACGGCAUGAAGAAGGACUUGCCAGCCAUUGGCGAUAAGCCUUAG